This is a messenger RNA of Pseudopipra pipra, 6958 nucleotides long. RefSeq names its product ATPase phospholipid transporting 11C (gene ATP11C). The transcript has 30 exons. The coding region runs from base 105 to 3491 and encodes 1128 amino acids. Gene Ontology annotation, biological process: phospholipid translocation. The record is from RefSeq and is a predicted model, not a curated record. Gene Ontology annotation, cellular component: recycling endosome; endoplasmic reticulum; plasma membrane. Gene Ontology annotation, molecular function: ATP hydrolysis activity; magnesium ion binding; ATPase-coupled intramembrane lipid carrier activity. NCBI's taxonomy places the organism in Eukaryota, Metazoa, Chordata, Aves, Passeriformes, Pipridae.
GAGCGGGGCCGGCGGCGGGGCCCGCGGCCGCAAUAGGAGCCGAGCCGAGCUGAGCCGGGCCGGGCGAUGCGGCGGUGAGCGCGGCGGGGCCGGGCGCCGCCGCGAUGCUCCGCCGCAGCCUCAGCCGCCUGUGUGCUGGGGAGGAGAAGCGGGUCGGUACACGCACCGUGGUGGUCGGGCACCGUCCUGUUUCAGAAACAGAGGCGUGUGUGGCACAGAAGUUCUGCGACAACAGGAUUGUCUCCUCCAAGUACACCCUCUGGAACUUCCUCCCGAAGAACCUUUUUGAACAGUUUAGAAGAAUUGCCAACUUCUAUUUCCUGAUCAUCUUCCUCGUGCAGGUUAUAGUGGACACCCCAACCAGCCCAGUGACCAGUGGCCUCCCGCUCUUCUUUGUCAUCACUGUCACAGCUAUCAAACAGGGGUACGAGGACUGGCUGAGGCACAGAGCUGACAAUGAAGUGAACAAGAGCAAUGUCUUCGUUGUCGAAAAUGCAAAGCAAGUGCGGAAAGAGAGUGAAAAAAUCAAGGUUGGUGACAUAGUAGAAGUGAAAGCAGAUGAGACUUUCCCCUGUGACUUGAUAUUUUUGGCCUCCAGCAGCAUUGAUGGGACCUGUUAUGUCACUACAGCGAGUCUUGAUGGCGAGUCCAAUUUCAAGACUCACUAUGCAGUGCGGGAUACCACCGUGCUCUGUACAGAUGAAGCCAUCGACACCCUCACUGCCACCAUCGAGUGUGAACAGCCACAGCCUGACCUCUACAAAUUUGUUGGAAGGAUUAUCAUCUACAGAAGUAACCAGGAGCCCGUAGCCAGGUCUUUGGGUCCUGAAAACCUGUUGCUGAAAGGUGCUACCCUCAAAAAUACCAAGAAGAUUUAUGGAGUUGCAGUCUAUACUGGAAUGGAGACGAAAAUGGCUCUGAACUACCAAGGGAAAUCUCAGAAACGGUCUGCAGUGGAAAAAUCUAUCAACGCUUUCUUGAUAGUGUAUUUGUGCAUCCUAUUGAGCAAGGCCACUGUGUGCACGACUCUGAAAUACGUCUGGCAGAGUAAUCCAUUUAAUGAUGAGCCUUGGUACAAUGAAAAGACUAAAAAAGAGAGAGAGACGUUCAAGGUCUUGCGGAUGUUCACGGACUUCCUGUCAUUUAUGGUUCUCUUCAAUUUUAUUAUCCCAGUCUCCAUGUAUGUUACAGUAGAGAUGCAGAAGUUCUUGGGCUCCUUCUUCAUCUCUUGGGACAAGGAGAUGUACGAUGAAGAAAUAAAAGAGGGAGCGUUGGUGAACACCUCAGACCUGAACGAAGAGCUCGGGCAGGUGGAGUACGUCUUCACGGACAAAACCGGCACCCUGACAGAGAACAGCAUGGAGUUCAUCGAGUGCUGCAUAGAUGGGCACAAGUACAAAGACUGCAUGUCGGAGGUGGAUGGCUUCUCUCAGACUGAUGGACUCCCAAAAUACUGUGGCAAGGCAGAAAAGAGCCGCGAGGAGCUGUUCCUGCGGGCCCUCUGCCUGUGCCACACGGUUCAGAUCAAGGAAGCAGACCAGGUGGAUGGGCUGAUAGGACACCCAGAGCGCAAAUACACCUACAUCUCCUCUUCCCCAGAUGAAAUCGCUUUGGUGAAAGGCGCAGAAAAGUAUGGUUUCACUUUUCUAGGACUUGAAAACGAUUUCAUGAAAAUACGAAACCAAAAGAAUGAAACUGAGAUGUACCAACUUCUCCACGUGUUGAACUUUGACCCUGUCCGUCGCCGUAUGAGUGUCAUUGUGAGAACCACCACAGGAAAGUUGCUUCUCUUCUGUAAAGGAGCAGACUCCUCUAUUUUUCCAAGGGUGCAGCAAGAAGAAAUCCAACAAACAAAAGUCCAUGUGGACCGCAAUGCUAUGGAUGGCUAUCGAACACUCUGUGUGGCCUUCAAAGAAUUAACUCAAAAGGAGUAUGACAAAAUUGACAGACAGCUCAAUGAAGCUAAGAUGGCUCUGCAGGACAGGGAGGAGAAGAUGGCCAAGGUUUUUGACGACACAGAAGCAGACAUGCACCUGAUUGGGGCUACUGCUGUAGAAGACAGGCUGCAGGAGCAGUUGGCAGAGACAAUUGAAGCUCUGCAUGCAGCUGGCAUGAAGGUUUGGGUGCUGACAGGAGACAAGAUGGAAACUGCCAAAUCCACCUGCUACGCCUGCAGGCUCUUCCAGACCAGCACUGAGCUGCUGGAGCUAACAGCAAGGACUGUGGGUGAGAGCGAAAGGAAGGAGGAUCGGCUCCAUGAGCUGCUGAUGGAGUACCAUAAAAAGCUGAUUCAGGAUGUUCCCAAAACCCGGGGAGGCCUGAAGAGAAGCUGGACGUUGAGUCAAGAGUACGGACUGAUUAUAGAUGGCUCGACGCUGUCGCUGAUACUCAACCCUUCUCAGGACUCUGGUUCUAGCAAUUACAAAAACAUAUUUCUACAAAUCUGCUUGAAGUGCACUGCAGUCCUCUGCUGCCGGAUGGCUCCUUUGCAGAAAGCACAGAUUGUGCGAAUGGUGAAGAACACAAAAGGAAGCCCGAUAACCCUCUCCAUAGGGGAUGGUGCAAAUGAUGUUAGUAUGAUUUUGGAAGCACAUGUUGGAAUAGGUAUAAAAGGCAAAGAAGGACGGCAGGCUUCCAGAAACAGCGACUAUGCUGUGCCAAAGUUUAAACAUUUAAGAAAACUGCUACUAGCACAUGGGCAUUUAUAUUAUGUGAGAAUAGCACACCUUGUACAGUAUUUCUUCUAUAAGAACCUUUGCUUCAUUUUACCGCAAUUUUUAUACCAGUUCUUCUGUGGAUUCUCACAGCAGCCACUGUAUGAUGCUGCUUAUCUGACCAUGUACAACAUCUGCUUCACAUCACUACCUAUCCUGGCUUACAGCCUCCUGGAGCAGCACAUCAGCAUCGACACACUGACCUCGGAUCCUCAGCUGUACAUGAAGGUUUCAGAUAAUGCAAUGCUGCAGUGGAGGCCGUUCCUGUACUGGACCUUUCUGGGCGCUUUUGAAGGACUCGUGUUUUUCUUUGGGGUUUAUUUUCUGUUUCAGAAUUCAUCGUUGGAAGAUAACGGAAAGAUUUUUGGGAACUGGACCUUUGGGACGAUUGUUUUCACCGUGCUGGUGUUCACCGUCACUCUGAAGCUAGCGUUAGAUACCCGAUUCUGGACGUGGAUGAACCACUUUGUGAUUUGGGGAUCCCUUGCCUUCUACGUGUUUUUCUCAUUCUUUUGGGGAGGAGUCAUUUGGCCUUUCUUGAAGCAGCAAAGAAUGUAUUUUGUAUUUGCUCAUAUGCUGACUUCUGUUUCCACAUGGCUGGCAAUAAUUCUCCUGAUCUUUAUCAGCCUUUUCCCAGAAAUUCUUCUAAUAGUUUUAAAAAAUAUAAAAGAGAAAAAUCAUCAGAGCAGCAGGAAGGCACCUGAUUCACUGUCGGCCAGACCUUCUGUCAGACCACUUCUUUUAAGAACGUUCUCAGAUGAGUCUAAUGUGUUGUAAAGGCUGGCCCCUUUGAUCUGCCUGUGUUAGUCUCAUACAAACGUAUAGAGAAUGGUUAUGUGAAGACUGAAGAUGCUAUUACUAAUCUGGCAGAAAGAUAUCCUCUCAGGAUACUUUAAAGUGCUCCAUACAAACACUGCGUAUUGUCAUGCUGUAGGACAAAACCCAUGGUUUUAACCUAACAGUUCUCUUUGAUAUUACCAAGGACUGUAAGCAGCCAUGCUGAAAGAGCAGCAGCCCAGGGCACUGGCCCCACGGUACCUGUUUGUCUUUGGUCUUGUGGUUUCCCCACCCUCCCAGAACAACAAUUCUGCCAAAUUCUACGUCAUUGGAGGCUGAGAAAGCAUCUUUAGAAAUUCAUCCAAAAUGGCAUGAAUCAAAAUGCAAGAGUGCAGUGCCAGCCCCAUUUCACACGGGGGCUUCCUCUGCCCACUGCAGAUCUGAGAGCAGCAGAGAGCUGCUCAAGUCUCUUGCUCUCCUGACCAAAGAAGUAGCACAGACUUAAACCCAGUAACAGCCCCAUCCGACUCCCUGAAGGCACUGGGAAAAGCUUGCUCCUCUCCCAUGGAAUCUGGAUGCAGCCCUGAGAGCGUCUCUCCUGGUUCUGGGGCUGCGAUCCCUCAGCAGGGGCUGCCCCCUCCCAGCCGUGGGUGCCAGAUGCACGUGGCAGAAUUACUUGAAAAUUCGGGAGAAAUCUUUUGCUGAUCCCUCCUCCAGGUAUGGCUGGAAGCAGGUAUGGGCUGCCCACAGUGAUGGUGUCCGUGUGGAGACCUGCAGUGCUGGGAAGCACCUGAGCAUCCUCCCGUGGCCGGUUUGCUGAUGGGUUUAUUCCUGCUGGAGGGUGAAGAAAAGGUUGUUCUGUGGCUGUUCAUGAUGGAAGGAAGCUUUUGUGGGGGAGGAAGGAAUCCCAAAAGUUGGACUGUGGCAGACUCUGAGCCUCUCUGCCCAGGCUCCUGUGGCUGUGCUUACAUUACUGCACUGUGCAGUACUUUAAAGGCCUGAGUGACGGUGCAGUCCUUGGCUGAUCCCAGGGACAUAGGAUGUGCCUGUGAACCUGCAGGCGUAUAAAACUGCAUCUUGAGUUAUUUGCACUAAGAAAAAAGAAGCCAGUUUAAAAAUAAAAGGAGUACAUGAACCCGAUUUCAUUUUACAUUUUUUUUUUUGGUUUUUAAAUUGGCAUGUUCUUUUGAAAUCUACCUGUACCAUGGUCGUAGGAAUUCUUCUCUUUAGGUCAUGCACAGCAGAGGUGAGAUGCCUGACUCUUAAUAUUUUUAUUUUUUUUUUUCUCUGAUACUUCCUAUGUGGAAAGAGCAGCUUUUUUUGUUGUGUUAAGUCAUAAGCAGUGACAGAGCACCCUGUGUGCCACCGUGGGUUGGUGUGACGGUCCCUCCCUCGUGCCGAUUUCCCCCGGCCCCGGCGCUCUUCGGAGUGGGGCAGAGGAACUACUGUGAGAAGCUUCAAGUCUCAUUUCAGAAGCAACAAGCUCUGAUGCUGCUGGGUUUGGCUCCCGCUUGCUCAGGCUUCAUGUCAUUUACAUACAAUGAAACAGUUUGGGACUGGAUGGAAUGUUCCCCUCACCAAAUUUUGUUAAACUGCAGACUACUGAUUUUUUGGAAGAAUCGAGUCUCGCUCUCUGGCUGCCACCCCUGUGGUCCGUCUUCAGCUGGUGCAGAUCAGCUGCUGGCAAAUUCUUCUGCGCGUCGCAAGGACUUUGGAUGGGCCUUACCUGAGUGGGAGAGGGGUGUGCACAGUCCCUGUGGCCGGUGGCUGCUUUGACAUCACCCAGCAUGGGAGGGGAAGGAUGGACAGGACCACUGUAUUAUACACGCUGCACUGGCCUCAACGCAAGUGGUGUCUGCACCGUGUCAGCGACUGCGGCUCAACUCCUUGCUGCAUGCAAGUAAGGAGCUGCACUGCCAGCAUGUGUCCCAUGGGCAAAGCUUUUGUUUUCUUCUUCUUUUUUUUCCCUUUUCCUAGCUCAUUCACGGACUUAGAAUUCAACUUGCAGACCUUGUCCCGUUCUCAAGUUUUCUUGCUAAAAUGUGGUGCCUACAGAUCAAGUAUACAAUGAAUACAAUGAAGAUAUGCUCUAUAUGCCAAAUCUAACCUUUCUCCUUAAAUAUACAGUUGCUGACUUGUGUUUACAUAACCUUUAAAAUGUAGGCACUAAAAUGCCUAAUUCCUGUGAUUCAAAACCAUUCCAAGCCCGAAUGGUCCCAAGCCUCACACCUUGCUUCUCUGUUUUGUGUCACGCUCUACUCUGAGGUUCCAAGUCUGUUCCCCUGGAAUUCUACUGGAGGUUCUGCUGGUGAUGUUAAUGGGAAGAGUGAAACUUGCCAUGUAUGUGUGAACUGUCCAAAUAGUCACUUAAACAGGCUAAUUUCUGCAGCCUGUUUGAAGACAGAGCCUUCUGAGAACCAAAUCUCUUCUUGUUUCCAAGUGUCUGGUCCCCACUGGAUUGCAGUAGCUGUAUGUUCAAACCCAAGGUGUGUGUGCUGACUGGUGGGGUGGAUUUAAUGUGAAAUUUCUUGAACAGCAGCUCUUUUAGGAAAAUGCAAGUUUUCUUGGGCUUGGAUCUUCAGCUAGUGCACUGGUGUAGUGCUGGGUGCCAGGACCACCAGGUUGCCCUGGACCUGCAGAAGAGCUGAUCCUCAUCAUUCAGUAAUGUAAUGGCAAAAAUGAAAUUCCUGUUGCUGUGGGUGGCUUGUGAAAUCAGGGGAAACAGGAGACUCCUUUUGAGGUUAGAGAGGGGAAGAAAAAGUAGUGAUAGUGACUGUAAGGUGUAAGGCAGCAGGAUGCUGAAGUGGUGAUAAUUCGAGAGCAGUGCUGUGGUGGUUGUUCGUGUUUCACGAUACCCACUGCACUGUGACGGUGCUCCUCGGUGAGCUAAAUGGUCAGUACAGGCUUAUCAGUGGAAAAUCUUGAAGGAAAAAAGGCUGGGUUUUUCUCAUAAUAAUUCGUUGAAGUUUAAUCACUGACUAGUGACAUUGAAAGAUAAGGAAAGUAAUUAAGAUUCCCUCUAAAACUGUUACAUGAUAACAGUGGAGCUUGGUGUAGUCAUAGCGACUUCUCAAACACUAAUCCUAAUCGUUAUGAGAAUAUUAUAAAUUACUUGGAAUUGCAUAAAAGCUUCAAAUUGAAUUUGUAUACACACAGUUGAAAAACUUACCUAAUACUGCAGCAUUUAUCCAAUUUCCCAGCUACGAAUUUUUUUAAAAAACAUGUAGUAUAUAGAAAAUGUAAAUUAUAUACAGGCAAUGAGCAGAUACAUUUUCAGCUUCUUGCAAAAAAAAAGGACUGCAACCUUACAUUUUUUUCACUUAAAUGCAAUUUUAUACAUUUAUGUUGCUUUAUAUAAAGGAAAUUGAAUGUGAAUGUUACCUUUUAUGAAUGCAACUUGCUCUUUUUUCAUUACAGAAACUUUUGUUUGAAGUAAUCAAUAAACUUUGGUAUGUUGUUCUGAUUAA